This is a messenger RNA of Miniopterus natalensis, 1884 nucleotides long. It is a transcript of the gene SNAI2, whose product is annotated as snail family transcriptional repressor 2. The record is from RefSeq and is a predicted model, not a curated record. Gene Ontology annotation, molecular function: DNA-binding transcription factor activity, RNA polymerase II-specific; RNA polymerase II cis-regulatory region sequence-specific DNA binding. Gene Ontology annotation, biological process: regulation of DNA-templated transcription. Lineage: Eukaryota; Metazoa; Chordata; Mammalia; Chiroptera; Miniopteridae.
GGACCGUUAUCCGCCCAGCGCCGCGGGCCGCCGGCAAGAUGCCGCGCUCCUUCCUGGUCAAGAAGCAUUUCAACGCCUCCAAGAAGCCCAACUACAGCGAACUGGACACGCACACAGUGAUUAUCUCCCCCUAUCUCUAUGAGAGCUACCCCGUGCCUGUCAUACCGCAACCGGAGAUCCUCAGCUCGGGAGCCUACAGCCCCAUCACCAUGUGGACGGCGGCCGCUCCCUUCCACUCCCCGCUGCCCAGCGGCCUCUCCUCUCUUUCCGGAUACGCCUCGUCCCUGGGGCGAGUGAGUCCCCCUUCCCCGUCCGACACCUCAUCCAAGGACCACAGUGGCUCCGAAAGCCCCAUUAGUGAUGAAGAGGAGAGACUGCAGUCCAAGCUUUCAGACCCCCACGCCAUCGAGGCGGAAAAGUUUCAUUGCAAUUUAUGCAAUAAGACCUACUCGACGUUUUCUGGGCUGGCCAAGCAUAAGCAGCUGCACUGCGAUGCCCAGGCCCGGAAAUCCUUCAGCUGCAAAUACUGUGACAAGGAAUACGUGAGCCUCGGCGCCCUGAAGAUGCACAUCCGGACUCACACCUUGCCUUGUGUCUGCAAGAUCUGCGGCAAGGCGUUUUCCAGGCCCUGGUUACUGCAAGGACACAUCAGGACUCACACUGGGGAGAAGCCUUUUUCUUGCCCUCACUGCAGCCGGGCCUUUGCAGACAGAUCCAACCUGAGGGCCCACCUGCAGACCCACUCGGAUGUAAAGAAAUACCAGUGCAAAAACUGCUCCAAAACCUUCUCCAGAAUGUCCCUGCUGCACAAACACGAGGAGUCUGGCUGCUGUGUGGCGCACUGAGCGACGCAACCCGCGCUUCCUCGGAUGGGACGCAUUUCUUCACGCGGCUCCAAGGGAUAAAGGAAAGUCCAAAGGCAUUUUCUCGCGUGCAUACCGACCAAAUAAUAUGUACAGACACACACCCACCCGCACACACACACCCCCCCACGGCGCUGCAGGAGCAUGGAAUCUAUGUUUAGAGUUAAUCCUUUCCAUGUGAAGUUUAAAAUGACUGUGUAUUUACUGACAGCUCGAGAGGGAGACUAAGAGACCAGGAUCUUUCUCUUCAAAGGGGAAACAAAAAAAAAAGCACAUUGUAUCUUUCCUUACCAAGAAAGAACGCAAAGAUUUACAUUGCUGCCAAAUCAUUUCAACCGAAAAGAACAGUAUUGUUUUGUACUAGAGUUUGUAAUGGGAUUUCUCGUAGGAAGAGAACCUGCCAGACACUAUCUCAGGUGCCUUAUAAACUGUUCCAAGUUUACUUCAUUACGUGUCUAAUGUCUGGUUACCGUUGUUGAACUAGAGCUUUUUUUUUUUUUUUAUUGCUUUAAAAACUGUAUUUUUAGGAGAGAGAGGAAAAAUAGAGCAAGAACAAAACACAGGAGGCCGUAUGAAAAGUGUUUUUGUUGUUGUUUAUGUUUUGCCAAUAACCAGCAUGUGCCUUGGGGGAGGAGGGGAAGACUAGCUUUGAACAUUCCUGGUGCAUGCUCCAUGUCUUACUUUUAAAAAUAAUGUUUAAUGAUUUUUCUAAAAUUAAUUAAAGAUGGGAAUAAGUGCAAGAAAGGAAUCUCAGAAACUCAGUAAUGUGCUUAAAACUAUUUUAAGUGCAUACAACAAAUGCAAUCCACACAGCACCCUUUCCAAAGUGCCUUAAUUGUAUAGUUGCUGAGUCAAUGUAAAUUUGUGUUUAUUUUUAUAUGACCGAAUGGAUUUUGUAUGAAAAGGAGAUGUUUUCUAUAGCUAACGCGUAUAAAAAACCUGAGACUUGUGAAAUCGUGUUUCUUUUUUUAAAAACCAAUUUUCAAGGUCCUUUUUUAUAAUAAACAUUUUUGAUUUAAAA